This is a messenger RNA of Austrofundulus limnaeus, 4162 nucleotides long. RefSeq names its product G protein-coupled receptor 155a (gene gpr155a). The record is from RefSeq and is a predicted model, not a curated record. Bases 354 to 2777 code for a protein of 807 amino acids. The transcript is spliced from 16 exons. Gene Ontology annotation, biological process: transmembrane transport; intracellular signal transduction; negative regulation of BMP signaling pathway. Lineage: Eukaryota; Metazoa; Chordata; Actinopteri; Cyprinodontiformes; Rivulidae. Gene Ontology annotation, cellular component: membrane.
ACAAUGUGACCGUAUGAAACGCGACACGGUGAGAGGACCCUUCAGUGUCAUUUUAACGGAUUCCUACAGGAAAACGGCAAGUUUAGUUUCGUGUUUCAUCUACUUCUAUGUUUUUUAGCCAAACAUUAGCCGGUCGGUUUACUCCUAACGGCCACUCGCACCGAGCUGUGACCGACACAUGGCGCACAUAAAGGGAGAAAACAAGAGGUGAGUCCCGGUGUUGAUAACAAACAUGCUGACAUGGUGAGUUCAAGAAGUUACAAAAGUGGAUAAKACCCUGCAGAGCCGAUGACAAGCUCCACAUUAUGACCACAGACCAGCCCUGACAGCUGACACCACAGUGCGGGAUCAGCAUGAUGGAGACACCAGGCAGCAGCAGCAGUUUGGAGAUGGACAGCUCUCCUUCCUCCUCCACCACCACCAUGUCCAUAGACAAGCUCCUGCCAGCCCUCCUGGAGUGUUUUGGCAUCAUAUUGUGUGGAUACGUAGCAGGGAGGACAAACAUCAUCACCCCCACUCAGGCCAAAGGACUGGGGAACUUUGUGUCCAGGUUUGCUCUCCCAGCACUGCUGUUCAAGAACAUGGUGCUGUUGGACUUCGGGGAUGUCAUCUGGCCCUUCCUCUGGAGCAUCCUCAUCGCCAAAGUGUGCGUGUUUUUCAUUGUUUGUGUCCUCACCCUGAUUGUUUCCAGUCCGGACAGUCGCUUCAGCAAGGCUGGCAUCUUCUCAAUAUUCGCUACCCAAAGCAACGACUUCGCUUUAGGGUAUCCAAUAGUUGAAGCCCUCUACCAGAGCACAUACCCAGAGUACCUUCAGUAUAUUUACCUGGUUGCACCUGUGUCCCUGAUGAUCCUCAAUCCCAUCGGCUUUGCCUUCUGUGAGAUCCAAAAGUGGAAGAAUCGGAGAGACCAGCAACAGAGCAAACUGCUGAUCGUGGGACAUGUAGUCCUACAGGUCUUGAAGAACCCCAUUGUUUUCAUGGUCGUCUUUGGAAUCGCCGCCCAUUUUGUCCUGCACCAGAAAAUUCCCGCUUUCAUGGCUGAGUUUAUAGAUGGCCUGGCCAACUCCUUCGGGGGAGCAGCUCUGUUCUACUUGGGUCUGUCCAUGGUGGGCCAGUUGAAGAAAUUGACCAGAUCCACAGUCGUCACACUGAUUCUACUCAUUACUGCAAAACUGCUUCUAAUGCCCCUUCUUUGUAAGGACAUGGUUGAUCUGCUGGAYAACACCACCAGCCCUAUGAACCACUCCAGCCUCUCUGACUAUGCCUUUGUUUAUGGAGUGUUCCCGACUGCACCAAGUGUGGCCAUUUAUGCUGUUUAUUAUAACGCAGAACUAGAAGUUGUAACCUCAGGGAUGGUGAUUAGCACAUUUCUUUCAGCUCCAAUAAUGUAUGUUUCAGCCUGGCUGCUGACAAUCCACUGGAUGGAUCCCCAGCUUGUGAUGCGUUCUCUUGAGAAUGUCAGUUUUCAUAUAAGCAUAGUGAGCUUAGUUGCACUGCUCUGGACAAUUACUGUCAUGUUUCUAAGUAAGAAAUUCAAGAGRCUACCUCACAUGUUUACUCUCAACCUUUUCUUAGCACAGCUGCUAAGUUGCAUMGGGAUGAUUCUGUGGAACUUUGUGGUGAAGGAAGACAACUUCAUCGGGCAGGUUCUCACUUUUACAUUGUUGUGUACCUCCCUCUACAGUACUUUUAUAUGGCCAGGAUUGAUCGCGCUCUCUGUUGUGCUCAUAAAAAAGUAUGAAGAUCUGAACGGAUCACGGGGGUUCUUGGUCAUCGCAGGCUGGGGGAUUCCAUCUAUUGUUACUGCUGUUAUGCUCAUUACUGGGCAGAAAAUACCCAACAUAAUUGAUUCAUCUUUCUUCUAUGGCAGAUUACAGAUAAUCUGCACCACAGUUGUAGUCAGCUUCGGCAUACUUCUGGGAGGAGGGUCUCUGGUGUGUCUAAGUAGAGGAAGCUGGGCCCAGAAUGAUCAAGAUGAUGAUGGAUAUUCAGCCUUUGAUGCUCCACAAGUUGAAGCAGAACAUCAGUCUUUGAUAGAGCCAGAAAACUCAAUAAGUGACCAAGCAUGCCUCACAUGUGACUGCGCUCCAGCCUCGCCCAUGCCUGAUAUGAUCAUCAGCACUAAUAAGAACAACAACCCAACUCCCCUCACAGGUCAGUGUGAGGACGUCUGUGAGUCAGCGGACUGCUUGCUUGCUCAGAUGGAGGAGCUCCARCAGGUUACAGACAGACAAAUGGCUCGACAUGUGCUCCUGUGUCUGCUCCUAACUGUCUGCCUUCUGGCUAAUUUAUCCAGCUGUUUGUGGUUGCUCUGUAAUCACUCUCCUGGGAGACUCUACCUGGAGCUGCAGUUCUUCUGUGCUAUAGCCAACUUUGGGCAGGGAUUUAUCUCAUUUGCUCUUUUYGGGCUGGACAAGCACUUUAUUUUGCUGCCAUUGAAGAGGUUGUUCAGUCAGUGUUGUGGAAAGAAGAAAAAGGAGCAGCCGCAGCCCGAUUUACCUGAUGACAUCAGAACGACCUGCGUCCAGUUCAACAAAUACCACAUGAAAAUGUGUUUCCGUGACAUCGUUAAAAAGAGAAGGUGUGGAAUGAAGACUAGGAUGGACUGCUUCCUUGGCUGCGAACUGGUGGAUUGGCUUCUGCAGGUGGGCUUGGCGCUGGACCGCGGCGAGGCGGUGCUUUACGGGACACGGCUGCAGCAGGGGGGCGUCCUUCAGCACAUCAAGCAGAAAUACAGCUUUGAAGACAGCCAGCUUCAUUACUACUUUACAACAUAAAAGAUUCAGAAUUGGUGUUUUUAUUUUUAUUUUUUAUCUCAAGCAGCAUUUCAGUUUAAACAGGAAAGUUUGCUCAGUUCACACAUUGCAGCACUGGUUAUGCACUGAUGUAGCUCAAAUUUAGCUACAGCACUUUUUUUUUUUACGGAAAAACUCCACUGGGCAUUGUGAGCUGUGUGGCUUUGGUCUUAAAAGGGAAAUAUUUAAUUUUCUUUCUGAAUCACCUCAAUCUUUAUAUUUAAUAUUACUAAAUAUAAAACUGCAGCUGCCUUACGCUAACAGUGAAACAGUUGAUGAGGUUUCAGGUGCGUGUACAAUAAAUAUUUGUUUAGCUGAACAACCAUUUGUUUUAAGGUGAACCAGUGAAUAAAGCUGUGAUUCAUUUGUUUAAACAAAAACUGGAUUUCGGAUUAAGGGAUAAGUUUCACGCAGUUUAAAACAAAGCGUUUUAAAUGGGACUCUUUUUGCUUGGUUUCUGUGAUUUAAUUAAUGUUAUGCUUUCUGCUCAUGAAUGUUAAAAAAAGGUUAAUAAGCUUAUGAUGCAGGGAAAGAGGACAGCAUAACAAAUGUUACUUGUGAAAUGCUUCUGCACUCAAAACAUUUGCAAUUAAAUUUUGUCCGUUUAUCGUUAAAAUAAAGUGUUUCCUGCUAUUUUAACGCUGCUGAAGAAUAAAGCACAAGYAUUGCUGCAGUUCCUAUGAAUUAUGCAGUGUUGUAGAGCAGGAUCAUAUUGUCAGUAUCUUAAAUCCWUUUGCAGCAUCGAUGUGCCAAUUUCAAACAUGUCAUACAUACAUCUAUUAACAUGUUUCUUUUUUUAGCCAAAAAAUGUUUCAACUCAUAAAAAAUGUAAUCAUAAAGUGGUCUCUAUGUUAUAAUCCUGAUUAAAUCAGGAAGCAUUUGUUACUCAGCAAGAUUUAACCUCAGUUUUCACAUUAAAUGUUAAAUAUUAGAGGUUCUCUCUGAAAGUAAAUACUUACUUAAUCACUGGAAAAUUAGAACUUAUGAUUCUGUGAAUGUAGUUUUUGUAUGUUUUGUCAAAAAAAUAAGAUUUGUUUUCUUUACUUGCUCAGGAUUUAACUCAGAAAUGAGGCCAAAAUUAAUUGAUGCAAAACUACUUGCUAAAUCGCACAACUGUAGUUAUAGUCUGAUCUACUGUGUCUCAUUAAUGUGACAGAUGGUCAUAAUAAAAAGCUGGUUUAUUUACAAACCUGUGUUGCUUACAGCCUGCAUGUCUUUGGUGUCAAAAACAAAACAGUUUGCUUUUCUUCAGACAAAUAUGCAACAGGUUGUGACUGAAUCUAAUGUCCGUGUCAUCACAUGACAAAUGUCACAGUUUGUCCCUUCAGAUAACCAAAAUAAACAUGUUGACCUUGUUUUGUAGUAAA